Gopherus evgoodei (Goodes thornscrub tortoise) is the source of this 2748-nucleotide messenger RNA. RefSeq names its product family with sequence similarity 83 member G (gene SACK1G). Gene Ontology annotation, biological process: BMP signaling pathway. The record is from RefSeq and is a predicted model, not a curated record. Bases 1 to 2667 code for a protein of 888 amino acids. NCBI's taxonomy places the organism in Eukaryota, Metazoa, Chordata, Testudines, Testudinidae. The transcript has 5 exons. Gene Ontology annotation, cellular component: nucleus; cytosol.
AUGGCUCUCUCCCAGGUGCAGUGUCUGGAUGACAGUCAUGUCAACUGGAGAUCCAGCGAGUCCAAGCCGGAGUUCUUCUAUAGCGAGGAGCAGAGACUGGCUUUGGAAGCCCUGGUCUCAGAGGGGCCAGAGGCCUUCUACGAGGUCCUCAAGAAAGAGAACAUCCGGGACUUCCUCUCCGAGCUGGAGCUUAAAAAGAUCAUGGAGUCGCUGGAAACGUACGACCCGGGUUCGGAGUAUAUCCCACCCCACAGGGGCGGGGACAGCGACGGUGACUGCACCAGCCAAGGGGGCGAGGGAGAGUUGGCACCCUCCUUGGAGUACUGGCCCCAGAGAUCCGACCGCUCCAUCCCGCAGCUGGACCUGGGCUGGCCUGAGACCAUCGCCUACCGGGGGGUCACCAGGGCCAUGGUGUACAUGCAGCCGCCCAUCGACGGGCAAGCGCACAUCAAGGAGGUGGUCAGGAAGAUGAUUGUCCAGGCUCAGAAGGUCGUGGCUGUUGUCAUGGACAUGUUCACGGACGUCGACAUCUUCAAGGACCUCCUGGACGCAGGCUUCAAGCGGAAAGUCGGCGUCUACAUCAUUGUGGAUGAGACCAAUGCGAAAUACUUCCUUCAGAUGUGCGAGCGAGCGCAGAUGCACGCCGGGCACCUGAAGAAUCUCCGCGUUCGCACCACGGGGGGAACAGAAUUUUUCACCCAUUCGGCCACGAAGUUCAAAGGUGCCUUGGCCCAGAAGUUCAUGUUCGUGGAUGGUGACCGGGCUAUGUGUGGCUCCUACAGCUUCACCUGGUCCGCAGCCAGGACCGACAGGAACCUCAUCUCGGUCCUCUCUGGCCAGGUGGUGGAAGCGUUUGACAAGCAGUUCCAGGAGCUGUAUCUCAUGUCCCGGGGGCUCAGCCUGAAGUCCAUUCCCAUGGACGAGGAGCCGGAACCUGAGCCAUUCACUCUGCCCUCUGUCAUGCCUGUCACCCCAGCCAACGCAGUGGUGAAGAGACUGAUUAACCCAAAAUAUGCCCUGGUGAAGGCCAAGAGCGCUGAUCAGAUCAGCAAGAUGUCGUCCGAGAGGCAGGCGGACGCCGGCAGAAACAAGAUAAUGGACAGCAAAGACAAGGCCCUUCCCGAGGGCCAAGCUGCCGAGCGGCAAAACGACAUGGCCGACCUAGCCCCACCCAUCCACCCCGGCCUCCUCAACAUGGAGAAGGCCAACAUGUUCGACUACCUGCCCACUUGGGUGGAGCCAGACCCAGACCCAAGCGAAAUCUUGGGGUACAUCAACAUCAUUGACCCCACUAUAAAGAACGUGAAGCUGUCCCAAAUGAAUCGCAUCAAGGUCUGUGAUGUCUCCCAGGCCAAUGCCCAGCACAGGCAGAUGCUAAAAAGCAAGGAAUUGGAAGCCAAGAAAAGCCAAGAGCCUUCUCCAGCCAGCCGGGAGCAAAGAGAGGCCCCUCCGACCCCAAUCAAAGAAGCUCCCAAGCCAGUAGAAAGCCCCAAAGCAAGGAGUCCUGGGGAGAACAAGAAAGGAGCUUUGGCUAUCCUGGCCGUAAGCCAGCACCUGAAGCAGCCCACGGCUGCAGAGACGCACAAGAUGGACAUCAGGCCCCCAGUGCCAAGGCCGAGGACGGUUGACGUCAUGGACUUUAUCUCCAAAAACGGUGCGCUCUGCAAAGACACGGCUGCCCUGCUUGUGGACGCCAAGAAGCAGCUGCGCCAGGUGGCAGAGCCAGCGAAUGCAGAUCACGGGCCGGGUGAAAACCCCACACAAGCUCAAGCCACAGCCAGCGAUCACCAGCUGAGGAGGCAGGAAGCCGUAUCCCAGGAAGCUCAGGGCACGGCAGCCAUGUGUCCCGUGAACGGGCUGGAAGGGGAGGAAGAUGAAGAGGACUAUUUGACACUCAGUGAUCAGGAGAGCUAUUCUAGCAGUUCUGCCACCCACAGCUACCACCACUCCAAUGCCUCCUCCACCUCGGAUGAACUCUUCGAGGUGAGAGGUCGCUUUGGGCCGCUCCGGAGAACCAACUCAGAUCACAUCCCCAAUGGGGGGAACCUGCACUUGCAAAGGAAAAUGAGCGACCCCCACAUCAGCCGGGGAACCUACGUCAGCCCCCUGGGGAGCCUGCAGUCGCCGCCAAACUUGCGCUUAGAGGACGCGGUGCAGAGGCAGGACGAUGUUACCGAGGUUAUUAGGUGUGUGCUGGAAAAGGUGGAUGGAAAGGAAGCACUCGCCAGCAAGGCCAGGCAGGGUCAGCCUUUCCACCACUACGUAUCCAGGAACCCAGCAUGCCCAGGACAAGGCAAAGGGGGUGUCCAUGCCCCGAGACACGAGAAAAACCCAGGGCCCAGUAAAUACAAGGCGGACGGAACCAGUGCUAAGAAACCCACCACAGCCACCAGCCCCCCACCAUACUGGCAAAGCAAAGGUUUCAGUUCUGCCAGGAACGUGCAGCCCCGCCACCUCUCGCAAGGCAUCAGCAGAGCAACCGGCAAGCCCUUGUCCUCCCUCCCAGAAAGCCAGAGGACAGCGGACGAAGUGAGGACGCCUCUCGGCAUCCCACUCACCAAACUCUCACAGUCCAAGCACCUCAAGGCCAGGGUGGGCGGAGGCCAGCAGGUUUCCACCGACUCCAAACGGAGGCUCCCGGGGGCCGCCAGCCGCAAGGACCAGUAGGUACCGAAGCAGCUGGACUGCAAGUAUUCAGAGGCCAUAGAGCGGGGAGAUGCAAUUCCGCGAGGGAGGGGGAAUAUGUUU